GACCUCCACAACUUGCCAAAGAAAGAAAAAUAAGAAGCUUUUAGAUACGAGUCCACCACGAUGGCGUUACAGAGCGGGCUUAUCAGCGCCUCGGCCAAAGCUCAGGCGCCCGUUCCUGCUGGACUUAUCCUGGGAUUGAUGAUUGUUUUCUUGAUUGUAUGUUUGAUUGUGACGACGACACGGAUAUAUACACGAUUUGUGAUUCAUAGGAAACUCUGGUGGGAUGACUGGACCAGCAUUGUCACCUUCAUCGGAACUGUUGCAGAAAUCUCCACAGUGUUGCUCUUGAUGCAACACGGCGGAGGAGUGAACUACGAGGAUGUGCCGAAAACAGAGCUCAAAGCCUUCGGCAAGGCCUGGGAAGCCCUCGAGAUGAGCGCCCGCGUGGGCAUCCUCUUCGCCCGCCUCUCCGUUCUGCUCCUCUACCUCCGGUCCUUCUACCCGCGCGGCGUCACCCGGGGCGGCCCGUGGUGGGCGAUCCACGCCGUGAUCUGGAUCAACGUGCUGUACAGCAUCGCCCUCAUCCUCGUCGUCUGCCUGCAGUGCGUACCGUACGGCCUGCCCUUUGGCGACACCUGCAUCAACGAGUGGCUGCUCUUGGUUCUGUCGUCCAUCAUCAACAUCAUCAGCGACUUUGCCAUCCUGGUGAUCCCCUUGGCCCUGAUCUUCAAGCUGCAGAUGAGCCAGAACAAGCGGUGGGCCAUGUGGGCACUCUUCGCCUUUGGCUCCCUGGCGCCGCUGGCCAGCGUGGCCAGGCUGGCCUAUCAGAUCCCCACCGCCGAGAGCGAGAACAAGACGGUCGUAUACAUCGUCGUGUCGAUCCUGGCCGUCGCGGAGCAGGUCGUCGCCGUCAUUGUCGGCUGCGCGCCUGUGGUGGCGUCGCUGGUGAUCAAGGUGGUCCGGGGCAGGACCAAGGUGUCGAGCACCCCAUCCUCGCGCUCAGGACGCCGGUACGGCCCGCUGUCUCUGAGGAAGCGGUUUGAAAAGGCACCAGAUCCCUUCCGCGUGACGGACUUCACGAGACUCGAGGCAGCCAGCCAGGACCGGUUUGGCUACAAGACCGCGGCCUCGCAGCACGAGUCGCAGGUGGUCUCGGACAUGCAAGACCAGGAGAGCUUGUCCUUGGAAAAUUAUAAGGGUGGAACCGGGCUUGGGCAAAGUCAGCCAGAGGUCGGAUCCUGAAGGACGGAAGAUAAGUGUGCGUCUGGCGUUAUGUUUCCCAGCAGUCUUUUGUAUCUGGGCAUUUCCUGUUGAUAUUAUACCCUGAGCUGAGACUCACAGUCCUUGUUUGCCUUUUCUUAUCUUUAUUUUUUUCUUCUCUUAAUAAAAAUGCUUUUGAG
Molecule: messenger RNA, 1340 nt
Organism: Cryphonectria parasitica EP155
Lineage: Eukaryota; Fungi; Ascomycota; Sordariomycetes; Diaporthales; Cryphonectriaceae
Exons: 3
Coding region: 61-1182 (373 amino acids)
Source: RefSeq, a predicted model, not a curated record